Ochotona princeps (American pika) is the source of this 872-nucleotide messenger RNA. It is a transcript of the gene THEM4, whose product is annotated as thioesterase superfamily member 4. Bases 134 to 799 code for a protein of 221 amino acids. The record is from RefSeq and is a predicted model, not a curated record. The transcript has 6 exons. Lineage: Eukaryota; Metazoa; Chordata; Mammalia; Lagomorpha; Ochotonidae.
AACGGAAGACGCUCGGCGAGGCCCCGCCUGCCGCAAGCCCGGGAGGCCAGGCUCCGCCCUGCGCCCUGGCCGGGCAGACGGUGUGUCCGGCAGCGCCAGGACUUGGCGGUCGCGGGAGCCGGGGGUCGGAGCCAUGCUGAGGAGCUGCGCCGCGCGCCUGCGCAUCCUGAGCGCCCUGCCGGGAGGCGCCCACUGGCCUGCGAGCCCGCCGGGCCCCGCGCUGAGGUUAUUUUCUUCUGAGAAGGACACUCUGAGGGACUAUUCUCUCCCCAACCCCAGCUGGAACAAGGACCUAAGACUCCUCUUUGACCAGUUCAUGAAGAAAUGUGAAGAUGGCUCCUGGAAACGUUUGCCUUCCUAUAGAUAUUCAAUUUUUGAGAAAGAGAGAGAGCCAAAGGCCCAGAACUUCACAAGAAGCUUUGAGGAGGGCAUGGGCUUCGAAUAUGCAUUGUUCCACAAUGACGCGGAGAAAAGGACGGUUUGCGUGUUACAAGCAGGUCCUCACCUGCAGGGAAACCAUGGGUAUGUUCAUGGAGGUGCCAUUGCCACCAUGAUCGAUUUGACUACCGGCUCAUGUGUAUUUGUAACCGGAGGAUUUGUCAUGACUGCCAAUAUGAACAUCGAUUUUAGAAGACCCAUCCCCCUUUAUUCUGUUGUUGUGAUAAACUGCCAAAUUGAUAAAAUUGAAGGGAGAAAAUAUUUCAUUUCCUGCGAUAUUCGGAGUGUUGACAACAAGACCCUCUACUCAGAAGCGACACUCUUAUUUGUAAAACCUGAUCCCAACAAAAGUUCAAAAUAAACCUCCUGGCGAUAUCCACACUGCAUCGGACCCUCCCAGUUCCUGAUGAAGCAACUGCUGACUUCGGACCACG